AGCCAAAGGAGGAACCAGCGGAGGAGACACUUGGACUGAGUCCUCGGCGCGGAGAGGAGCAGAGCAGAGCGCAGCGCCGGACUGUGGCGCGGAUCCGUCCUCCUCCUUUGGUCCGGGUCACGCAGAGACACUCGGAGUGAAUUUUCAGUUUCAUUCUCAUCUUCGAGACUUGAAGAUGGUUUAAGAUGCAGAAGAGACUCGCUGGGAGAGGAUUCAGCGGGGAUGCUUCUUCACGCACGGCUGGACUCUGCGCCUUGGAGUGAAUUUAAGAGCUAAAGUGAGUAGAGUUCUGAUCAUGUUGAAGUGAAAUCAUGUGAACCAGCAGACUGGGUUCAGACUCCAGAAUGAUGAUUAAAAUCGGUUUUAGAAGCAGGUGUCUCCUUAAACUCUGAGAGACAAAUCUUUGCGUGAAUUCCCGCAGAAACCUCCGCACCAGCUGCGCUAAUCUGCGGGUAAAUAAACGUGCAGUAGUGUCGUGUUAGACGCACAGAGUUUACUGGGAUUUCUGCACGGAUCCCUCUUUGCAUCCCGAGGAUUACUGUCUGGAUGUGCGGGAGGUUCACGCAUGGCUGCGCGCUGGAGAUGGAUAUCCAGUGAAAUAGGGAAGGAGAGCUCGGGGAGAGGACAUGUGAGGCUGAGAGUAAACCGGCAGGACAGUUUGGAGCUCAGUCUCUGUCACGUUCCUGGUGGUAAAAACGCCCAAAGUCGACAUUUAAGAACCGCUGAACUCGGCAGCCUCUUUAAAUAUCACUCAAACUCCAUGAAACAUUUACAACCCUAGGAGACAUCAACAGUCAGGAGACAUCAACAGUCCGGAGACAUCAACAGUCAGGAGACAUCAACAGUCAGGAGACAUCAACAGUCAGGAGACAUCGACAGUCAGGAGACAUCAACAGUCAGGAGACAUCCCCGAUCUGCUCCUGCAGGAGGGGAUGGACGUUUCAGAUUCAGCUCUUUAACCCUCAAUAUUACUGCAGUCUUAAUGAUCGUGUUUUUAUUUCUAAAUUAAUGAAAUUAGAGCUAAAAAGAGAAAAUAAGAUCCUGACUCUGAACUGAAGGAUGUCCAGGAACGUGCCGGACUCUGCGGAUUAACGACCACGAGCAGCAGCUGGGUUUUGUUUACUACUACAGCUGUUGUUGUCCGGCCAGAUUAUGACAUCAUCCCGCUUUACUCUGGAGCAUCAGUCCAUCCACCCCCAUCAGAACCAUCAGAACCAUCAGGACCAUCAGAACCAUCAGAACCAUCAGAACCAUCAGAACCAUCAGAACCGUCCAUCUUUAUAUCGAACAUACAACUAUCAAUAUCUGUCAUUCAUCAGUGCACUGACCAUCCAUCCAAAGACCACUGACCAUCUUCCCAUCCAUCCACCUAUCAAUCUAUCAAUCACUCCAUCCAUCCAUCUUCGUGUCUACCAUCAUGAUUCAUCUCCAUCUCCUCUCACAGCUCCAGCAGGUCUGUUUCUCUGAUCUGACGUCUCUCCCCGUCUGUUUCUCCCUCAGGUCAUGGACUCAGCGGUUUAGCCAACAGUCGAUCCAAUGAUUGAGACCGGCACUCCGAGCAUGUUCGGCGGGACCGAGCCGGCGCACUGCACCGUGUGCUGCUGCACCCUGACCAACAAAAUCCUCAUGGUGCUCUUCAUGGUGCUGCUCAUCCUCGCCAUCUUGUUCGGGAACUUGGUGACCCUGGCGGUGAUCUUGGGGACGAAACACUUUAAGACCUCGCAGGGUUACCUGAAGGCGUCGCUCGCCGUGGCUGAUCUGGUGGUGGGGAUUUUUGUGGUGCCGGUGUCUGUCUACGCGGAGGUUUAUCUCAUGGUGACGGACUCGGCACCGGAGUGGACUUCUUACAACUCGCAGUCCGUCAAUUUCCACCCGUGCAACAUCAUCGGGCCCAUCUUUGCGGGGUGCACUUUCGUCUCCAUCACGACCAUCUUCCUGCUGACGAUCGAGAGGAGCAUCGCCGUGUUGAGGCCGCUGCACAAAGACUCCGUGAUCACCCGUAAGAGGACCAUGAUCCUCAUCGUCCUCUCCUGGGUGGGCAGCUUCUUCUUGGCCGUGUCUCCGAUGGUUUUCAGCAGCGAGAUCGCUCUGGAGUACAACUCCUGCAGCCGGAUGUGUAACUACGCUCUGGGGAACAUCGGCGAGUUCCCCAGCCAGGCCUGGAACAUCCUCCUCCUCUUCCCCGUCUUCGACUUCACGCUCCUCGGGGGAACCGUGGUCAUCAACAUCAUCUCUCUGUCCAGCAUCAGGCAGCACUCGCGGCGCAGGAAACACCUCGCCGAGGCCGAGUGCCAAAGCACCACCAAACCCACCUUCUCUGACAUUAAAGCGGCCAAAACAAUAGGCGCCCUUACGGUGGCGUUCACCGCAUCAUUCACCCCCAUCGCCGUCUUCGUGGUCGGGAACGUCCUGGGGAAUAAAUGGUGCAACUUUUCCUUUUUUGCCUUCUGGAUUUUGGCGACCAACAGCUGCUGGAAUGUGAUCAUCUACAGUGUGAGGGAUCAGAAGUUCAGACUGAGAGCACACAAGCUCCUCAUGCCUUUCCAGAGAAAAGACUCGACCAAAACUUAGAAACUCAGGGACCAGAGACCAGGAGGAGAACCUGAACCUGACACACGUGCGCCGCGCUCAGAGGCGUGUCUGCAUGUUUUAUGGAUUGCUGUCGUGGUUAAUCUGUUUCUGUUUUAGCAUCAUUAAAGCAUGAGAAGUGUCGGGUACUGAACGUCCCUCUCGGUGGGCGUUCGUUUUGUUCUGUGUAACAGAAGCUUGCUCCAGUCUGUCGAUGAUUGUCAACCAGAGUGUGAUCUAUUAAAACAUGAAACAAACUAAAUCUGCCGUCUGGUUUCUGAGAGUGUCAGGAGGAGAGCGGAGGAGGGACAUGUUGGAGAAAACUCACCGUCCUUCUAACAGAAUGAUCAGAAGUUAAACGACGAAAAAAUCAGACUGAUGGAGAAAGACGAGGACUCUAAAACAUUAUAAUUAUCAUUUAAAUUCAGAAUUCUGAGGUUAAAUUCAGAUAUUUCUCUUUAAUCCAAGAAUUCAGACUUUAAUCUCAGAAGUCUGGGAAAAGACAAAAGUCUGAGAUUCAUUUUUUUAACAGAAUAUCGUUGAGAAUUUAAUCUUAAUCCAGGAUUCUUACACAGUGGGGAUUUACAUACUUUUCUGUCCCCGAGGUUUUAGAAUUAUUUUUGGAAACACCGACUUUUCUAUUUUAGAAAACAGACUUUUGUACCUGUGGUAAUAAUCUGGAAACAUUAAUAUUUCUCCAUCCUUUAGUUUUCAUUUUCCAGACUUUUUAAGACCUGGAAAUUAAUCACAUU
Messenger RNA from Xyrichtys novacula (pearly razorfish), 3320 nucleotides. The record is from the annotation of a GenBank genome assembly. NCBI's taxonomy places the organism in Eukaryota, Metazoa, Chordata, Actinopteri, Labriformes, Labridae.